This is a messenger RNA of Alternaria viburni, 1521 nucleotides long. RefSeq lists its product as uncharacterized. NCBI's taxonomy places the organism in Eukaryota, Fungi, Ascomycota, Dothideomycetes, Pleosporales, Pleosporaceae. The transcript is spliced from 3 exons. Bases 1 to 1521 code for a protein of 506 amino acids. The record is from RefSeq and is a predicted model, not a curated record.
AUGCUGCGCGCGGCCAUGAUCGCUAUCGGCAGCCAGUACUCGGCCGACUCGAGCGACAAGAAAAAGGGCCGAGACCUCCACGACCGAUGCUUGAAAUUGCUUGAAUGGAGGGACCUCAAAGGCUCGACGGAGCCGGACCGGUUAUGCGAUUUCCAGGCGAUGUUUCUCAUUGAGGUGCUGUCUCAGUACCGCGCUCGUCGGGCAGCCAAGGUCUUGUCGUCGCGCUUCGACAAGGUAUACCACAAGGCGGUUGAAGAUUGCAGGAGCAUGACUUCGAAAGCAGCAGAGCUAUUGGCGAGCCUUGCUCAACUCGAGCAGGUCACACCGGAGCACUGGACCAGCUGGGUCGAGCUAGCUACUUGGCAGCACUUGUUCUUGUCUUGCUACAUCCUUGAGUCGCAGCAGCCUAUUCUACUGGCCCGCGAAGCUCUGACUUCUCUCAUUCACGAUAGCCGCUUCGACAUUCCCUUCCCAGCGCACGGUUCUCUCUGGGAUGCGACCAGUCCCAUCGAAUGGGCUGCAGCUGCUCAGCAGUAUCCUUACACGCCAUCAUACGUCGACGAGGUUACUUCCACGUCCCUACCAAGGCCUCUCGAUACCUUCCAAUCAUCUGUCAUCCUCGCCGUCCACUACAGUCGCCACAAGACCUCAACACAAUACAUGUCCUCAUCGACGACCUCAAGCCUCGAACAUCUGCUCGACGAUGCACCUGCCACCAAGCGCAUGCUAUCCGUAGCAAAGCUUGUACAAGUAACGCCCAUUCGCGCCUUGCUGGCUGUCGCAUGCGAGUCAUGGAUCUUCUCCGAGAAAGUCGCUACCGCCCAAGCUUUCGCAGCCUUGAAGACCACACUCCGCACCUGGAUCGCACAGCUCUGGUCCACGUCCGAGACGGAAGGCGCGCCCGUCAAAGAAGCACUCAAACUCUCCAUCGACAUCCUCCAACAAGCCGUCUCGGAACAAAGAGAUCGCAUCCCCCUAGAAAUGGGCACAGACAUGUCCGUCUUCUUCGCCGCCCUCGUCCUCUGGGCCAUCACCGUCGCAGCAACUACCCGCACCAAAGCCGCCCACCAGAAAGCUAGACAGCAAAACCGGCGACCAAGCAACUCCGAGUCUCCACCGAUAUUCUCCCCUACGACAUGGGCCUCCGCACCACCAACCUCCUCCUCCACUUCCACGACGACCAGCCAACCCCACUCCCCCAUCAUCUCCGCCACACCCGAAAACCCUCUCUUGUCGCACGCGCAAAUCAUCAUCAACACGAUUUCUUUCCUCACUGACACCCUCGCCAUGUCCGAUACCACGGCUUCCACACACCAACAUCUUGCCGACCAUGCGCGCCGCCAGACAGGUUGUAUCAGCCUGCUGCUGUGGGUUAAGCUUCGUCUUCGUGGUGUUUCGCUUGAAGAUCAGAGCGGUGCUGCGGCUGAUGCGUCGGGUGAGGGGCUGGGUGAGCUGUUGGAGGGGGUUGUGGGGUCUAUUGAGACGAUUUUGAAGAAGGGGUGGGGGGAUUGGGGGAUUUGA